Molecule: messenger RNA, 684 nt
Organism: Chilo suppressalis (striped riceborer)
Lineage: Eukaryota; Metazoa; Arthropoda; Insecta; Lepidoptera; Crambidae
Source: the annotation of a GenBank genome assembly
AUGUCCGUUAGGUCUGCUAAGUUGCUACAUGUUCUGAUGGCGGUGUAUCUUGACCCACAGGUCGGCUUCAAAGGCUACGGCUUAUCACCUGCCCAGCUGUCAUCAUCAGGGAGCUUCACCUUCACCGACGGCGCCACCUACACCAUCACCCACGGCUCAGAAUCUGGAGUAGUGCCCUAUUUGGAGAAGUUGGGUUUCGACAUAGUGGGGUAUGGUUGUAAGCGUUCGGACGGAUCGCCAGUAUAUUUGCGUGAGAUCUGGCCCACAAGACAAGAGAUACAAGAAGUGGAGAACAAGCAUGUCAUACCGGGGAUGUUUAAAGAGGAUCUCCCUUCAAUCAAGUCCGUAGAGAACGCCAGAUGUUUACUGUUACUGGGCGACUCGGUGACUACGGACCAUAUUUCUCCAGCCGGUUCCAUAGCCAGAAACUCACCGGCAGCGAGGUUCUUGGCCUCCAGAGGCUUAACGCCUCGCGAAUUCAACUCUUACGGCUCCCGUCGCGGCAACGACGCAAUAAUGUCGCGCGGAACAUUCGCCAACAUUCGUAUCGUGAACAAGAUGGUGCCCAACCCUGGACCCAGGACUAAGCACCACCCGACGAAAGUGCGUUUCGACACCGAAGUGGACUUGACGUACUUCAAGAACGGCGGUAUACUCAACUACAUGAUCAGAAAGAUGUUGUAA